GAAGAAUUAGGUAACUAGUCAUGUUUGGUUAAGGAAGAUAAACAUUUUAAUAAAUUUAAAUGGAUUAUUUUAUUUAUUUGUUAUUUCUUUACUUGUUAAGUCGUGAUUAAGCGACUGGUGAUGGAUUCGUCUGACUGGGAAUUAAUUAAAAAACUGGAAUAUUAUCCCGAGUUUCUCUACCAAUGCGUAGGAGUAUUAGUUGGAAAACGCAAAUUUAUCGACUCGGAGGGAGCCAGCGAAUGGACUAGCGAAGAUAAGAUAAAAAUUCAAAAAGUUGUUGCAAAACUAUUCUGCAACAGUGCUUUAAGUAACAGUAUAGUGGUCGCAGAAGAUGUGCCGCCCACUUUAAAAUCUUCAUUGGAAAAUUGCCUUUUGCUGUACAAAAAAGAUAUUUUAAAAACUUUAUUUAUUGAAAACGUCACCCAGAAAACCCCUUUGGUGACAAAUUUUGACUGGAAAUUGAAAUGGGUGCUGGGCACAUCCAAACUUGCUACCAUAAAAGAGCCCAUCCUGCAAUUGGAUUUCCACUGCGUUAGCAACUUAAAAACUGGCCCGAUUCAGGAAACCAUAAAUUUUGAAGCGAAUUUGGAACAAGUAGAUCUUAUAAUAACUUGCCUUACUACUGCGAAGAGGCAACUAGAAGGUGAUUUGUAAAUAUGUAUUGUAUAGAGCUAUGCAGGGUGUUUCAAAACAAAUUCGAAAAACUGGAAGGGGUGAUUCCUUGUUUAAUAUGAAGGGCGGUUUGUUAUAUAAAUAUUUGGGGGAUAUCGCGCGAUAAAUAUGGAAAAGCUUGUGGAAGUUUCUUCGUAUUAGGACUCUUAUCAUUGAACAAUUUGACUUGAUUAGACAAUAAAUUUUUGAUUAAAUUUCAUGUUGAAACUGAGCAAUGUCAAAUAAAACAAUUUUUUUCAUCUUGUUGUGGGUUGAUUUAAAUUUAUUUUUUUAUUUGGAAAUGCAAGUAUUUUGAAAUUUCAAAAAAUAAGGUUUCUAAAUAAAAAAAAAUGUCAUAGUUUUUCCUUAAAUUGUCCCCUCCACUCAUCUAUAAAAAAAAUGUGUGUCCUAAUAGUAGUACUAUUUUUUCGUAUGUAAAGUAAAAAAUUAUUUUUUUUUUAGCAUUAAGUUAUCUUUUGUGGUAACUAUUAUUUUAAACAAGGAAUCGCCCCCUUAAGUUUUUCGCAUUUGUUUUAAAAUACCCUGUAUAUAUUUUCGCAAUAAAAGAAUGAGUCAAGCGCGGUCAUAUAUUAAAUAA
This is a messenger RNA of Cylas formicarius (sweet potato weevil), 1249 nucleotides long. RefSeq lists its product as uncharacterized. NCBI's taxonomy places the organism in Eukaryota, Metazoa, Arthropoda, Insecta, Coleoptera, Brentidae. Bases 121 to 654 code for a protein of 177 amino acids. The transcript is spliced from 2 exons. The record is from RefSeq and is a predicted model, not a curated record.